AUGGCCGAGACUUCCGCUCCACGACCACGACCACGCCCGCGCCCACGGCCUGUCCAGAAGAGUUCCAACAAUGCUGCCUCAGCGCCUGGACCUUCCACGUCUUCAGCAACCUCUGCAGGACCGUCGAGCUCGUCGGUGCCGCAGACCUCACGGAACGCGGAGGAUGAUGACAUCGAUGCAAUGUUUACCAAGAACAGGAACCGCACGGCGAAAGCUUGGACUAAGCUUGACCUUGUUAGGAAGGAUGACCCCGAAGACGACCACUCCGGAGACGACAGUGAUGAAAACAUUUCUCCUGGCUCGAGGAAACGCGGUCGCAAGAAGUCGGCAUCACUGCCCAAACCACGGUGGCAACAAGACCCAAACUACUUGAGAGAAACCCUGUCUGAGGGACCCGUUAUAGACCUGGGCUCAGACUCUGACCUCGAAAUUCUUGGCGACCAAACUCCCACUGCAGCGAGUCGCAGGGAAAGCAAGCGCGCCAAACGGAGCCGCUCGCGCUCAGUUACACCGCCGCCUCAAUUGCCCCUGCAACAAAUAGAGAAUGUCCGAAACGUCGUGAUGAAAGCGAUCAGCGAAAAGGACCGCAAGUCUAAUUAUGUUACGUUUGACGAUGACUAUGGCCUUGACGAAGGAGACGAGAGUCCUGUCGAGUUGGAUCCUGAGCUUCAGAGGAUAGCCCAACAGGUUCAGAGGGAAAUAUCGUCUACUCCUGCUCCAGGCGCCUCAUCCGACUUCCCUGGGCGUGCAGCUUCUGUUCGCCCCGAGGAUAGAGAAGACGAGGAAGUCCUCAUUCGCGUCAAAUGGCAUAACCAUCCUUUAUCGGAACAAGCAGACGACAACAUCAUCUGGGAGUACAAGCAAAACAGGAGCGAUGACUUCCAUGAUCUUUGGGAAGCCAUUGCGGACGAUGCGGGGAAAAGAGCCGACGCUCUGAUUGUUUGCUACGACGGCAAACGCGUCUUUUCCUCAAUGAAACCCUCAAACUUGAAGAUCUGGGGAAGCGGUGACUUUGACGCAUACGAGGAUAAGACAUACGAAUAUAUUCGUGAAAACAAUGCAUCGGCACUUGCAAGUUUGAUACAGAGUGCAGAGUCCCAACGCCAGGGAUCCGGGUCGAGAGCAGGAUCUCAAGCAGUGGUUGAACUCUCAGAUAGCGACGAUGACACUAUGCCGGCACCUCCUCGUGCGGCGACAUCCCAGGCAACAUACAACCACUAUUCUCAGCCUCAAACAACCCAGGUGGCGGCUGUUGCGUCGCAAUCCGACGCUGAGGACGAUACCUUCAAACUCACUCUCCGUUCCAAGCACAAAGAGGUUACUGUCACCGUGCGUCCAAGCACCAAGUGCGGGAAUAUUGUCAAGGCGUACCUCAAGAAAGCAAAACUGGAGGCGAUGGCCGCUGGGAAAGAUCCCAGAUUAAGUGUAGAUGGGGACAAAUUGGAUAACGACAGCCCUAUCUCAGAUGCUGACUUGGAGGAUGGGGACCUGGUGGAGGUUGUGGGACUCUGA
Molecule: messenger RNA, 1512 nt
Organism: Coprinopsis cinerea okayama7#130
Lineage: Eukaryota; Fungi; Basidiomycota; Agaricomycetes; Agaricales; Psathyrellaceae
Exons: 6
Coding region: 1-1512 (503 amino acids)
Source: RefSeq, a predicted model, not a curated record